Molecule: messenger RNA, 4728 nt
Organism: Closterium sp. Naga37s-1
Lineage: Eukaryota; Viridiplantae; Streptophyta; Zygnematophyceae; Desmidiales; Closteriaceae
Source: the annotation of a GenBank genome assembly
AUGAGCGCGGUCCGCGGGGCAGUUGGCGCAGUGGCGCGGCGGAUAGCGGGGUGGGACGUGGUGGGGUCGCGCAUCAAGCUGCAGUCGCUCAUGACGGAAAACCCGGGGCAAGGGCAGGUGGCGUCGCUACCGCGACAGUACCUUCUCAUUCCCUCAGUUCCCGCGCAAGCUGUCUCCCAGACGUUCCCCACGCGCGCGGGGUGCGUGUACGAGGGAUCGUUCGCCAUCCGAUCGCACCACGUGGACGGCUGGCCCGCUGCCGUCAUGCUGUCCGUGACUGACGUGGCGUCGAGUCAGCAGUUGCACUUUGACGUGCUGCAUGAGAAGAUGACCCAGGAGUGGACGGAGAAGCGCUUCACGUUCAUAGCAGCGGGGAAGCGCGCCGAGCUCACCUUCGGUUCCGUGCCCGCCCAGGGGGGCCGCGCUUCCAGCGGUGACGUCGGCGCUGCCAUCGACGACGUGACUCUUUCCAUGCCCACCUGCUAUGCGGCUAGCGCGCAGAGCACGGAGCAGCGGCUGCUGGUGGAGGAGCAGGAGAGCACGGCGCUGCAGGCACAGGAGGAGGCGGAGGCAUGGGCGGCGGAGGAGGCGCGGGAGCACAUGCGGAGCGCCAAGGACGCUGUCGCCCACAUGCACUCUGCUGUCUCCGCCACCCUCGCUGCUGCUGCCUCUGCUGCCGCUGCCGCUCGUGUUGGUGGUGGUGAUAAGGUUGGAGAGGAGAAGCGCGAUGGGGAGCAACCCGUGGAGUCACACGUGCAUGGGCGGGGGCUGCUGGGAUCACCAGGCAGCAGUCAGCAGCACCACAAGCCCCCGCCGGCCCCUCACGCACCGCAGCACCACAGCCCACCAACCCCCACAACUAAAUCACCAUCCGCGCUCUUCCCUUCCCCAGUCCCCCCGGCAACUCGCAAGCUAGCCCACUCCACCGCUGCUACCGCUCCGCCGUCCCUGCCCCCACCUUCCCCUCCCCCGCCGCCACCCCCUCCCCCUGGCCCAUGGUACGGGCUGUUCAGCGCGGGCAAGGCGCUGAGCACGAUUCUGGUGCCCAUGGGGGCGCGCAACGUGAAGGUCAGCGGUAACUCCGUGAAUAUAACGUCGGAUAGCGGCAACAGCAGCGCCACCAUCACCAAAGGGUCGCGGUGGCAGUCCCUGAGCAAGUACUCAUCAGGGGUGUUUCAAGCGCGCAUGACGUGCCCUGCCAACGACACCAACGGCCUCCUCUUCUCCUUCUUCCUGAGCACGAUGGCAGGGGAGGGCAAUCACAGCGGGGUGAGUUUUGACUUCCCCGGGCCCAACAAGACGCAGCUGUACGCCACGCAUCACGUCAACGGCCGUGCCUACCCCAUAACCGUGCCGCUCAACUUCUCCUGUGACGCGCAGCCGCACCUCUACACCAUAUACUGGGACGCCAAGUACACCGCGUGGUACGUGGAUCAGGUGUUGGUGCGGCUGCUGCAGUUCCGCCCCAAGCGCUCCUACCCCACACAGCCCAUGUACCUGUACGGCACACUGCGCCCCGCUGCCGCCACCAACAUGGCCAAGCGCGCGGGCAUCGCGAGGGGCAACUACACCAACACCGCCCAGUGGACAGGCAUCACGGUGAUCGGGCCCCUCAUGGCGCAAGUCGGCCCAGCACCCCCCAAGAAGCCGCCAGCAGCGGUGCAGUGGCCGCGCACGAACGGCAGUAUCAUGGCUCCCCUCAUGGUGGACUACUGCGACGACCACUGCCUCUCCUGCGCCAACAGCACUGACGGCUCUGCUACCAUCCGCUACGACAACCACUGCGGGUCUCGCUUCCGGUCAUCACUGCCCUACUACUUUGCAUUCAUCAGUGGCGACGUGCGCUGUGCCCCGGGACUCACCAGCGGCAUCGUCACCAGCUUCUAUAUGUCAUCACUGGAGGGCAGUGGCAUACAGGACGAGAUAGACUUCGAGUGGCUGGGCAGGAACAAGUCCAUGGUGCAGACCAACUUCUACGUGGGCGGCGUGGGCGGGCGGGAGAAGAUCGUCGACCUGGGCUUUGACUGCUCGCAGGCCUUCCAUAACUACGCCAUCCUCUGGACGCCCUCCCAGCUCGUCUGGUUCAUAGACUACAAAGCGGUGCGUGUGGAGUACAACGCCUCCUCCGUUCUCCCCGCCACCAAGCGCAGCAAGCCGGGCGCGCCUGUGCCGUCCAAAGCAUACCCCUCCAAGCCCUCUUUCUUCUACGCCAGUAUGUGGGAUGCCAGCAGUGCAGGCAACGGGUGGUGGGCGGGCAACAGAAGUGCGUCCACCGUGAACAACCCCAACUGGGCCAUCUUUGCCCGGUACAAGAACCUACGGCGCUGGGACGUACCGCACACUGCGCGCUUCCGCGCUUCCUCUCCGCACUCUUUUCCGCCUUCUCACUUCCGCUCCGCGUUCCCCAUGACUGCCAAAGCGCGCUCUGCGGCGCACUCCCCGCCCGCAGUCGCCCCCUGCCCCGUCUUCGCCAGCAGCGCGCUCGAAUGGACUCCGCUCGGCCGCUUCCACCGCUUCCUCGGCGCCGCCUCCCUCCCCCGCCGCAUUCAGCGCUUGCGCCGCCGGCGCCACCCUGCUGCGCGCAAGGCGCUUGGCGCAAGCCGACAACGGCGCAUUCCGCCCUCCCUGUCAGCAGCCGCGCGGGGAGACACCCUCCUGCCCGGAGGCGCUCCGCCAUCGGAUGAUUCACAGCCGUCGCCGCAGGACCAUGAGCAGCAGGAACAGCAGCGGCGAAGGCGCCGCGAGGGGCGGCGAGUGCGGUUCGACGUUGGCGACAACGACGACGACGAGGCUAGGAAAGAGACUGGCGUUAACGACAGCAGCAGCCGGCAGCGGUUCGGAUUGGAGCGUGGCGGGCAUCCGUUGGGCGUGCAACCCCUAGGGAACCUCUUCCUGCGCACCGACCAUAACCCCCUUAAACCCCUCCGCAACGCGCGCGACGCGGGGCUCGGCGCGCUGCGGCGCCUGCCGGACCCGAUCCUGCUGGACAUCGUGGGGCGGCUGCCCGCCGAGUCGCUGUGCCACGUGGGCAUGGCGAGCCGCGCGCUGCACGUGGUGGUGCAUCAGGAGGAGCUGUGGCGCGCGCUUGUGCUGGAAUCCGCGGAAGGCGGGUUCGAAUGGGAGGCGAGCUGGCGGUGGACUUACGUGAAGUGGCGCAUGGGCGCACGGGGGCAGGCGGAGGGGGCGAGGGAAGGGGUGGCGGAAGGAAAGGAGGGGACGGAGGAGAAUGGAAAGGGAGAAGCAGGCAAGGCUGGGAAGGGCGUGAAACGGAAGGAGAAGCAUGGGGAGGAGCGCGGGGUGUUGCAGUACCGACCGCCAUUGAAGGUACCGGACUUCUAUUCGGACUAUUUCUUCCAGAGCUGGCUCUGCACCAGCCUCGCCCUGCCGCCCGCCUGGACCACCCACGACAACAUCCCGCGCGUCGCCGCCGCCGCCCUCUCGCCCUCCGACUUCGCCGCCCGCUUUGAGCGCCCGGGGCGGCCCGUGAUCAUCACGGGCGCCAUCAGCCACUGGCCGGCGCUGUCCCGCUGGCAGGACCGCGAGUAUCUGCUCUCUGCAGCGGGCGGCAAGACGUUUGCGUGCGGGCCGGUGGAUUUGAGUUUGGAUCAGUACUGGCGGUAUGCGGACGGCGUGCAGGAGGAGCGGCCUCUGUACGUGUUUGACCCGCGGUUUGGUGAGAAGGCGCCUGCUCUGGUGGGGGACUAUGAGGUGCCCGAGUAUUUCCGGGAAGACCUGUUUCAAGUGUUGGACCUGGGGACGGGUGAUGGGGAGAAUGGGGAUGAGAAUGGGGGCGAGCGGGACGGGGGGGGGGCUGGGGGAGAAGGGGGAGAUGGGAUAGACGGAAGUGCGGGCGAGAGGGGAAGAACGGGGGAAUGUGGGGAAGAGGAGGCAGCGGAGGGAGGCGGAGAGGGGCAAGGGAAGAAGGAGGAGGCGAGUGGGCGGCCUGAUUUCCGGUGGCUGAUCAUGGGCCCUGCACGGUCGGGGUCGUCAUGGCACAUAGACCCCAACUCCACGUGCGCUUGGAACGCCGUCAUCACCGGCUCCAAGAAGUGGAUUCUCUUCCCGCCCAACGAGGGCCCGCCACCUGGCGUGCGCGCGAGCCCCGACGGUGCUGACGUGGCGGCGCCGGUGUCGAUCACCGAGUGGUUUAUGAAUUAUUACGAGGAGAUGCGGCGCGGGGCGGUGACGGCGUACGAGGGGGUGUGUGCGGCGGGCGAGGUGAUGUUUGUGCCGCAUGGGUGGUGGCACAUUGUGCUCAACCUGGAGGAGUCCAUUGCUCUCACUCAAAACUACGUCUCCAGCCCUGUCUUUCCUCUCGCACCCUCCCUCCCAACUCUCUCCCCUCCCAACUCUCUCCCCUCCCAACUCUCUCCCCUCCCAACUCUCUCUCCUCCCUUUCUCCCCCUCCCUUUCUCCCCUCCCCCCUGUUCCUCUCCCGUCUCCCCUCUUCCCCUUCCCCCUCAAACCCCACCCCCCAGUGCAAACCUGUUGGACGUGAUGCGGUUCCUGCAGCGCCCCAAUGCGCGGGUGCUGGUGUCAGGCAUGGGAGAGGGGCAGCGCGAGGGGCUGCACGACCGCUUCCGUGAGUGCCUGGCAGCGCACCGCCCGGGGCUGCUGGAGAGGGAGGAGAGGGACGAGGAGGAGCGCGAGCGUAGGCGCAAGCAGAAGGCUGCUUUCUGGGAGCAAGCGGCUAAUGCGGGUGAUGGGGGGUUCAGAUUCGGAUUCUAG